Molecule: messenger RNA, 1042 nt
Organism: Tetranychus urticae (two-spotted spider mite)
Lineage: Eukaryota; Metazoa; Arthropoda; Arachnida; Trombidiformes; Tetranychidae
Source: RefSeq, a predicted model, not a curated record
AAAAUGGUUACAUUAUAAAGCGUGUUUUUUAGAAGAUGAUAUCCAACUUUGUUGUAACAUGUGCUUUGCUUCUCAAUGUUUACAUGAUCUCUAUUUACUCCUUAAUAUGAAAUUUUUGUUGCAUCUUUAACUAUUGAAGGUAUGGAAAAAGCUGUUGAAUCCAGAAUUAAAGGAAAUUUUCGUCGAAAAACCCAAAACAUUACUAGAAUGGUUAAAGAAGAUUCGUGUUGUAUCUCAUGGUGUGCCUGAUACUGAGCUAGCCAGCAUUGAAUAGAGAAAGUUACUUUCUUCGUUGCUUUAUUAUGCAUUGGCUUGAAUUUGGUCAGCUGUGACAGUCAGAUUGAAGAUGUCCAAUUCCUUACUGAGGCUUCUGAGAAAUACAGUCCUGCUUUGGUCAAGAAUUUGAUUUUGGAGCGAAUCAAUCACGAGAUGCAACAGAUAAAAGUCAUCAAUUCGACAAUUGGCCUCACCGAUGAACAAGUGAAUCUCUGUGAAGUUAUUCUCAACAGUUAUGCUGUCCUCGCAUCUGAUAUCCAGUUGAUGGAUGAAAGUCAAGUCAUUUGUGGUGAUACUACUUAUGAUAAGACAAUCAAAGGUUUCAUUUCUCAUUUCGCAUUAUUGACUGAAACAUUCAAUCGAGAAUUUGAAUUACUCAAGAUUCCCAAUUUGACUCCUGAUACACCAGCAGUUCUUCUCGAAAAGAAAAUCACUGAUUCCCCAUCAUUCAAUUAUCUAAAAUCCAAAUCACUUGCUUCUAUCAAAAUCUUUAUGAAUGAUAUUAAGACAUACAAUUCAACUAGCAAUGACGACCUCGUAAAAGCAAUGUCCGGCGCUUCUUAUCGAGAGCUUGAAAACACUUAUGACAAAAUCAAUCUUAUAACCGAUUCUACUCCCAACUACAGAAAUAUCAUACACGAUGCUUUGGUUCGAUUUGGACAAAUCAUCGAUGUAUUCUACAGACAAUAUCGAAUUUUAUCAAACAAAUGAAAGUUUAAAAUUUUUGUUAACUCAUUUCUAGUAAAAUUUAUCAAUAAAAUAUUAG